Molecule: messenger RNA, 660 nt
Organism: Penicillium nucicola
Lineage: Eukaryota; Fungi; Ascomycota; Eurotiomycetes; Eurotiales; Aspergillaceae
Exons: 3
Coding region: 1-660 (219 amino acids)
Source: RefSeq, a predicted model, not a curated record
AUGGCUCCUACAAAGUUCACAGAUCAAACAACCCACGUCACAAUAUCCUUCCUACCACCAACACCGUCUUCCAAAACACGACGUCCGAAUACCAAAACCACCUCCAUCUCAAUAAUGGCACAGAAAAGCUCAUACUCCGUAUCCAACCCCCCGUCUCGAUCUUUAGCAGAGAAGUCAGCCAGCAGAGGUGACACAAGCAGUCGGAAUACAGAAAGCCUCCACGGAGAGAGCAACGAACUGCUAUCCAACCUCUCCGGCAAAGAAUGGGUCCAACUUGGCAUCGAUUUUGUGUUGUCUUUAGAACAGCCAUGCUUAUACCGUAACCAGAACAAUCAGCCGACUGGUUACCGGUCAUCAAUAGAAAGCAAGGCCCGGCAGAACGUUCCCACGACACUGAAUUCCGACGUUCGAUGGGAAACUACUGUGGAAGUUUUUCACAGGCUCCUUGAAAUGGCUCGUGGUUUAGACUUGGAUGGUUAUAUCACCCCUGUGCAGGCUUGGAAUCGGAUUAAAAAUCAUGAGAAAUUCGAACGGAUGACGCGCGGCAAGCUGGGCCGGUUGGAAAUUUCUAUGAGACCUCAUAUCAAGUGUCAAGGAUUUGCCGCAAUUAUGGAAGAGCCCAUUUUUGAGAUUUUGUUAAAUCAGGUUCUUCAUCAAUGA